Messenger RNA from Alternaria postmessia, 501 nucleotides. RefSeq lists its product as uncharacterized. Lineage: Eukaryota; Fungi; Ascomycota; Dothideomycetes; Pleosporales; Pleosporaceae. Bases 1 to 501 code for a protein of 166 amino acids. The record is from RefSeq and is a predicted model, not a curated record. The transcript is spliced from 3 exons.
AUGCUGUUUACCUGCUAUUGUGCAUUCAUACUCGCAAUCACCUUUCGCAGUUCUGACCGAAACCUCUUCAGCGAAGAGGCCAUUCACGUAACUUUAAUUUUUAUUCAACUAUCUGAAGUCUUCUACAUCCUCACUACGACAUUCCUCAAAGUCUCGCUGGGACUUUUCUUCCUUAGGGUUCUUACCAAGAAAUGGCAAAAGCUCAUAUUUCAUGUCAUCCUCGCCAUCAGUGCAACGUAUGGCCUCUACUACGUCUUCAUCGCUCUUUUUCAGUGCGGCGACCCAACACGCCUCGCCGACAGUCUGCUAUCACCGUCUUCCCCUAACUGCCUACCUUCUGCUCUUCUUCUUACCUCGGGCUACCUCUACGGCGUCAUCAAUGUCAUCGCUGAUUGGACAUUUGUCCUGAUCCCUAUCACCGUUCUACUGGACAGCGACCUCGACCGAAGAAGCAAGAUCAGCGUUAGUAUCGUCAUGGCGCUAGGUGCACUGAAUCAGUAA